Messenger RNA from Eutrema salsugineum, 1478 nucleotides. RefSeq names its product traB domain-containing protein. Bases 179 to 1321 code for a protein of 380 amino acids. The record is from RefSeq and is a predicted model, not a curated record. NCBI's taxonomy places the organism in Eukaryota, Viridiplantae, Streptophyta, Magnoliopsida, Brassicales, Brassicaceae. The transcript is spliced from 9 exons.
AAAGAGUUUAAUUAGCGAUAUACCUUAGCUUAUUAGACGACUUUCCCACCAUGAUACCUUGCCUUGUUUCAAUGGUAGAGUAAGUAAACCAUUUGCGUGAUCCCAAAUUCCCAAUCUAUACACUUUCGCCCUCCGGAAUCCUCGAAAUUACCAUAUCUGCCAUCCCCUCCUCGAUUCCAUGACGCAAUCGCCGUCGGAGCCGGAGGUUCACUCUGGCGAGGACUUCGUUCACAUCGAAGACUCCAGGCCUACCGGCGAUAUGUCGUUAAGCGACAGCAUAGUGAAUGUCCAGAAGGAGGACCUGUUCGACGAGCCGGAGCCGGAGCCGGAGCCGGAGCCGGAGCCGGAGCCGGAGGAAGAUUAUAAAGACUCCGAUUCCGUGGUUAGCGGCGGCGAUGCAGCUGGCGGUGAUGGCGAUGGAUUCGGCGGUGGCGAGUGUUCAUCGGAGACGACGAAGGUGGAGCUGCCGGAGGAAUUGGCGAAAAGCGUUGUGAUUCUGACGUGCGAGUCCACGGGGAAAGGCGGAUCUUGUGAUGUGUAUUUGAUCGGGACUGCCCAUGUAUCAAAGGAAUCCUGUCGAGAAGUCGAAGCAAUAGUCAGCAUCUUGAAACCAGAGGUUGUCUUCGUGGAGUUGUGUUCAAGCCGAUUGUCUAUUCUCAAACCUCAGACUUUGAAGGUUCCAACCAUGUCGGAUAUGAUAGAAAGUUGGAAGCAGAAACAGAACACAUUCGGAAUACUUUAUGGAUGGUUUCUUGCAAAGAUCGCCAGUCAGCUUGAGGUUUUUCCUGGUUCUGAGUUCCGUGUGGCAUAUGAAGAAGCCCUUAGAUAUGGCGGCAAGGUGAUACUUGGUGAUCGUCCUGUACAGAUUACGUUAAAAAGAACAUGGGCCAAGAUGCCUCUAAGGCACAAGAUAAAGUUUCUAUACUCCUUCCUGUUUCAAGCUGUCUUCUUGCCGAGCCCUGAAGAGCUGAACAAAAUGCUGAAAGAAAUGGACAAUGUGGAUAUGGUGACUUUGGUGAUUCAAGAAAUGAGCAAGGAAUUUCCAUCUCUCAUGGAUACACUUGUGCAUGAGCGAGACCAGUACAUGGCAUCGUCUUUGCUGAGGGUUGCGAGUGAGCACAGUUCGGUUGUGGCAGUUAUCGGCAGAGGGCAUAUUAAUGGAAUCAAGAAGAAUUGGAAGCAGCCUAUAACGAUGAAAGAUCUAAUGGAGAUACCGAGCGACGAGUCAGUAUUUACCGUGAAGAGGAUAAUAUCAUCAGUGGCAAUUGCAGUUGCAGGGACAGCUAUAGUUUCGGGUAUACUUCUUGCAAGAAGAAGGUGAAAAUAUUGUAAUGGAGCACAGAGAUUUUCUCUUUUUUUACAAACCCAAUAAUAUUUUACAGUUCGUUACUUUUCUCUUUUUUUUUUUUGUUCUCUUUUACUUUUGUAUGUCGGUUGAGGAAACUUUUUCAUGAUGAUAAAAAUAAAACUUGUUUUUU